Molecule: messenger RNA, 1787 nt
Organism: Calidris pugnax (ruff)
Lineage: Eukaryota; Metazoa; Chordata; Aves; Charadriiformes; Scolopacidae
Product: inositol 1,4,5-trisphosphate receptor-interacting protein-like 1
Exons: 1
Coding region: 27-1691 (554 amino acids)
Cellular component (GO): membrane
Source: RefSeq, a predicted model, not a curated record
GGCUGGAUGAGGCCACAGGGUUCCACAUGCAGCAGCGUGCGGAGCUCCAGAACAUGGAGAUGACUGGGCUGCUGGAGGAGGUGGAGGAGAGCAGCCUGGAGGAGACAAAGCCCAGCCUGGAGGAGAUGGAGCCGAGCAUGGAGGAGAAGGCGGUGAUCCUGGAGGAGAGCGACUUUUCCUGGGGAGCCCUCCUCUUUGCUACAUCCUCAAAGCUGUGUCAGUGCUGCCUGGUUGUUGGAGAUCUAGUGCUGCUCCUCGGGCUCUGCUUGAGGCUCUGGAAAAGGAUCUCCCUACUCCUGCCGGCCAUGGCUCUGACAGGAGUCCUUCUCCUGCUUUUGUUGACCAUCAUCUGGCUCACAGUGAUGGUCGGAUACGGUUGGCUUGCCUGGGAAGACCUGCUCUUUGCUGCCUUCAAGUUCGGUGCGGUUGCUGGAUACCCGGUGCUGCUCAUCAGGCUCAGUGCGUGGCUCAAGAAAAGGACCCAUGCACCAGACAGGAGCAAAGAGCAGGAGAGGUCCAGCAGCAACACGGGGGAGGCUGAGGAGGAAGAAAGAGAAGUUGGCGAUUACGUGGAGCGGCUGGUGAGGGACAAGGUCCGGCGGUCAGCGCGGAGCGUGGCCUACAGGAGAAAGGCAGUGGAGAAGCUGGUGGGCGAUCUCCUCGGUGCCUUGCAGAAGCGCUUGUCCGAGAGCUUCUUCCCAGUGCUGCAGCCAGCCAUCGGGGUGGGCAGCGCCUUUGAAGGCUGGAGUCCCCGUGGGCAUGAUGCUGUCUACACCCUGCUUGUGCCCCUGAAACCCCCCCGUGGGCACGCCUUCCACCUGGAGCUGGGCACUGCGGGGGACGCGCCGGCAAAGCACCGUGUCCGUGUGGAGCUGGUGUGCACCUGCACAAAGGACACACGUGUGGGGGACAUGCUGUGCUUCGUCCACCAGCCCUACGAGGCGCUGCAGAGAAAUCAGGAUUCCAGCCUCCUGAACGAGCUCUGCACCAUCCGCUACCUCGAUGCCCAGAAGAUCGCCCGCUGGAUCCAAGGCUUGGUGACCUCAGCCUGGGAGGAGCUGCCUCAUUCACGUCGCUACGGGCUGAGGCUGCUGCCUUCCCGCCGCUCCUGCAAGCUGGAGCUGACCAGUGCCUCCGGGAGAUCCCUCUGUGUUGAGAUGCUCGUUGGGGUGCAGCGAGACCACUCGGACCUCUUCCUGAGCAGCCAGGCUCCAGAGGCCAUCUUCACCCCAGGCACCAUGUGGCCAGAGAGCUUUGCUGUGGCUGAGGCAAAGUUCUUCAGCCACGUGGCCAGGCAGGCCCCGCCUGACAGUGUCCACCUCCAGUGCCUCCAGCUCUGUGCCAGUAGCCUGGCGGGCACAGUCCUUUCCUCUGAUACACUGAAGACGGUUGUGAUGGAUCUCCUGACCCUCAUACCCGUGACAAGCUGGACGGGGCCAGUAUUCGUGAUCCGGCUUCAGGAUGUCAUGGCCUACCUGCGCAGCUGCCUGCAGGAGAAACGCCUCGAUCACUUCAUCAUUGGCAAUAAGUUCUUGCCCGAGGACAUCCUCUUGGCCCCAGACACCCAAGAAGCUGCACCACUCAACCUCUUCCAGUGCCUGGUGGAGGAUCCCCAAGCCUACGUCAAGGCACUGGGGGAGUUCGAGGAGCUGCAAGACCAGCUCAAGAACCUGAUGCUCUUCAGAGUCUGAAAGAGGUUUUCACCACUGACACCACCUCUGUGCACCACCUGCUGUCUUCCGGAGGCUCCCUUCUCUCCGGGAGCUUCCCUUUGUACAUAGUUCUGA